Owenia fusiformis is the source of this 560-nucleotide messenger RNA. The record is from the annotation of a GenBank genome assembly. Lineage: Eukaryota; Metazoa; Annelida; Polychaeta; Sabellida; Oweniidae.
AUGGUGUUCUUUUUUGCAAAUAAACAAAUUAUCAUACUUACAAGAGUAUACGAAUUAUUUGCGCAAUUGCUACAAAUAACCAACCUUGACUUGGUGAUUUGCUAUAUUGGCAUCACUAGGGCCCAAAACCAAACCAAAUUACCCCAAAAUUGUUCAGCUAUCGAAUUUUGCAUGUUCCCGACUGAUUUAGCCUGUAUUAGUGCAUUUACAAUUGCACAGAACAGAAGUCUUGUGGAUAACGCAAAUGAAAUUAUCCAGGGGUCAGAAGAACCCUAUAAAAACAAAAAGGCUGGAGGGAUUGGACUGAAAGUUUGGAAAUCAUUUAAAAAAAAAAACAUUCAAAUGAACACUGAACAACAUGGAUAUUCAGUCAACCAUGACCAUAUCAAUAUGAUUCAUUGGUUGAUAGAACAGUAUACAGUAAAAGGCCGAACGCCAAAUACAUUGAAAUUGCGAACGAGGCAGGUUCAGGGUAUUUCGUUCGCCCUUGGUUAAUGGAGACUUUGAGCAAUGCGUAUAAAAUCGAAACGUCAACCUGACGUAUAGAUCGCCCUAUACAA